Dissoconium aciculare CBS 342.82 is the source of this 1110-nucleotide messenger RNA. Its product is annotated as NAD(P)-binding protein. Bases 70 to 945 code for a protein of 291 amino acids. The transcript is spliced from 2 exons. Gene Ontology annotation, molecular function: oxidoreductase activity. The record is from RefSeq and is a predicted model, not a curated record. Lineage: Eukaryota; Fungi; Ascomycota; Dothideomycetes; Mycosphaerellales; Dissoconiaceae.
CAAUCCCAAACCAUGAUGUCAAGACCACUGUGAAUAAGACUGAAUUACAAAUCUGAACAUUGUAUGAACAUGGCAUCCGAAAAUCGUGUCGCCUUAGUGACAGGAGCGAAUAAGGGGAUUGGCCUCGCCAUUGUGAGGAACUUGGCUUUGCGGUAUGCCGCAUCGUCCAAAGAUGAUGUAUCGACUAUAAUCUACCUCACAGCUCGCUCAGAAGAACGUGGCGCUGAGGCCGUCAAAGCGCUCUCCGAUGACCGACGACUCAAGGAAGCUAAAGCCCUGCAACAAGAUGGAGGUAGCGUAAGCAUAAGUUUCCACGCGCUCGAUAUCAGCAAUAGUAAAAGUAUCGACGCCGUACGGGAUUACCUGGCCAAGCAGCACCCCGAAGGUCUAGAUGUGGUCAUCAACAAUGCUGGCAUCGCACUCCAAGGAUUUGAUUCCCAAGUCGUUCAGCAGACACUACAGACCAAUUAUUAUGGCACCUUGGAAGCCAGCCAGAAACUUUUGCCCCUGAUGAAGCAAACCGGCCGCUUGGUCAACGUGUCGAGUAUCCUCAGUGCAGUGGACAGGUACUCCCCUGAAUUACGUGACGCUUUUCAUGCUGCCUCGAAAACAUCAGUCGACGCUGUAUCCUCGCUGAUGGCCCAAUUCCAAACCGCAGUCGACAAAGGCGAGCAAAGCAAGUCUGGCUUCCCAUCUUCAGCUUACGGCGUAAGUAAGGCAGGCGUGACCGCUGUCACUAAAGUCCUGGCGAUGUUGGAAGCACAGCGGGGCUCGGGAGUCUUGGUAAAUGCUUGUUGCCCUGGCUAUGUCAAAACGGAUAUGACUCGUGGCGGAGGUAUGAUUACUCCUGACGAGGGCGCCCAGACUCCAGUCCUACUUGCUCUUGGCGAUAUCGGUACCACCUCGGGUGAAUUCUGGAAAGAUGAAAAGGCGAAGGCAUGGUGAGAAUGAUGCAGGUCGGCUCACAGAUGUACGUGUGAAUGCAGGAUGUUACAACAUCGAGAAAUGAAGAGAAAUCUCGUUUCAUUGAAUAAGUAGCUUCCUUCCAAGAUUUCACGAGUAAUAAUCAAGGCCCAGGUGGUACGUAGGUACAGUGAGUAUUGAUACGAA